Hyaloscypha bicolor E is the source of this 1292-nucleotide messenger RNA. RefSeq names its product mitochondrial putative malate dehydrogenase. Lineage: Eukaryota; Fungi; Ascomycota; Leotiomycetes; Helotiales; Hyaloscyphaceae. The record is from RefSeq and is a predicted model, not a curated record. Gene Ontology annotation, biological process: tricarboxylic acid cycle; malate metabolic process. Bases 94 to 1119 code for a protein of 341 amino acids. Gene Ontology annotation, cellular component: cytoplasm; mitochondrion. Gene Ontology annotation, molecular function: L-malate dehydrogenase (NAD+) activity. The transcript has 4 exons.
CUCAAAGCUCCUCUUUUUGCGAGACUCGUCCAUCUGUCCGCGAUCUCUUGUAUCAAUUUACCAACAUCUCUGUAUUAAUCACCACAUCACGUUAUGUUCGCCGCACGAAGAGCAUUGACGGGCGCAGCCCAAAGUCGAGCUUUCUCAGCCUCCACCAGAGACUUAUCGAAAGUCACUGUCCUCGGAGCCGCAGGAGGAAUUGGUCAACCAUUGUCCCUUCUCCUCAAGCUUAACCCCCGCGUCACCGACUUGGCACUCUAUGAUAUUCGCAUGGCACCAGGUGUCGCCGCAGACAUCAGCCACAUCAACACCAAGAGCAAGGUCACUGGCUACGACCCUACACCCAGCGGAUUGGCAGCAGCCCUCAAAGGCGCCGAAAUCGUGCUCAUCCCCGCCGGUGUCCCCCGCAAGCCAGGCAUGACCCGUGACGACCUGUUCAACACCAACGCCUCCAUCGUCCGCGACCUCGCAAAGGCAGCCGCUGAAUCCGCCCCGGACGCCAACAUCCUCGUUAUUUCGAACCCCGUCAACAGCACUGUGCCCAUCGUCGCUGAGAUCUUCAAGGGCAAGGGCGUUUACAACCCUAAGCGUCUGUUCGGUGUCACAACCCUCGAUGUCGUGCGUGCUUCCCGCUUCGUGAGCGAGAUCAAGAAAACCGACCCCAAGGACGAGAAUAUCACUGUUGUUGGUGGACACUCGGGCGUUACUAUCGUGCCCCUGUUCUCGCAGUCCUCGCACCCUGAUCUCGUCGGUAAUGCUGAGCUGCUCAACCGUGUGCAGUUCGGUGGUGAUGAGGUUGUGAAGGCAAAGGAUGGUGCGGGAUCCGCUACCCUGUCCAUGGCGAUGGCAGGUGCACGGUUCGCGGAGAGCUUGUUGAGAGCUGCGCAGGGGGAGAAGGGCGUCGUUGAGCCAACUUUCGUGGAUAGCCCGCUGUUCAAGGAUCAAGGUGUUGAGUUCUUUGCUAGCAAGGUUGAGCUGGGCCCGAGCGGUGUUGAGAAGAUUCAUGAGAUUGGCAAGAUUACGGCUGAGGAGCAGAAGCUGGUGGAUGCUUGCAUUGCGGACUUGAAGAAGAACAUCGAGAAGGGCGUAGCAUUCGUUGCCCAGAACCCAGGAAAGUAAUCUUCACAAAACGUCACACUUCUCACUCGGCGCUUAGAAGGAUGGAUGGGGAUGGAUUGGAUUGGAUUGGAUGGAAGAAAGGAAGGAUCGCAUCGCACAUAUCGGAGAUCUCCUCCACCCUUAGCGUGUAGAUUUCGAUUUCCGCCUGUAUCAAAAUCAAGAUUCAUCCACUC